This is a messenger RNA of Salvia miltiorrhiza (redroot sage), 3348 nucleotides long. RefSeq names its product probably inactive leucine-rich repeat receptor-like protein kinase At3g28040. Gene Ontology annotation, molecular function: protein binding; protein kinase activity; ATP binding. Gene Ontology annotation, biological process: protein phosphorylation. NCBI's taxonomy places the organism in Eukaryota, Viridiplantae, Streptophyta, Magnoliopsida, Lamiales, Lamiaceae. The transcript has 2 exons. Bases 220 to 3213 code for a protein of 997 amino acids. The record is from RefSeq and is a predicted model, not a curated record.
ACUUGGACCAACCCUGGCUUAAAUUAAACAAUUCCACAAAAGAAGUUAAAAACAUUCCGCUCAGAUUCCUGUGUUUUUCCAUGACUUGAUUAAACAGUGGAGUCGCCUCCGCAAUAUUUUGAAGCUAACAAAUACUAGUAAAAAACGAUACGUCCAUUUCCCCUCAACAAAAAUGGAUACCUAAACUCCCCUCUCCGCCUUCCACCGCCCACCAAUAAAAUGAAAAUGAAGCAUCACCGCUACGCCUUACUACUCCUACUCUCCUAUCUGUGCCUGGGCGGCGCCGGAGAUGUGCUCCAGCUCAACGACGACGUCCUCGGCCUCAUCGUCUUCAAGACCGCUUUCCACGACCCGCACCAAUCCCUCGCCUCCUGGAACGAGGACGACGCCUCGCCCUGUGCAUGGCGCUUCGUGCAAUGCAACGCCGGCAACGCCCGCGUCUCGGAGCUCCGCCUCGACGGCCUCGGCCUCUCCGGCAAGAUCAGCCGAGGCCUCGAGAAGCUCCAAUCCCUCAAGCUGCUCUCCCUCUCCAACAAUAACCUCACCGGCACCAUCACCCCCGACCUCGCCCUUGUUCCCAAUCUCGAGCACCUUAACCUCAGCCGCAACUCCCUCUCCGGCAACCUCCCGCCUUCUCUCUCCACCGUCCAGUUCCUUGACCUCUCGCACAACGCCCUCUCCGGCCCGCUCGCCGACAAUAUGUUCGACGACGCUCUCUCUCUCCGCUUCCUCUCUCUAGCCGGAAACAGCUUCGAGGGGCCGCUCCCGAGCAGCCUCUCCAAAUGUGCGACGCUGAAUCACCUCAACGUCUCCAGCAACCGCUUCUCCGGCAGCUUCUCCGGUGGGAUUUGGUCGCUGGCGAGGCUCCGAACCCUAGAUCUUUCUAGAAACUCCCUCUCCGGCCAAAUCCCGACGGGCAUGGCCGCCGUACACAACUUGAAGGAGCUGGUUUUGCAUGGAAAUCAGUUCUCUGGAUUCCUGCCUCCCGACAUCGGUUUCUGCCCACAUUUAUCCAAAAUCGAUUUCAGCUACAAUUUUCUAACCGGAACAGUUCCUGAAUCUCUGCAGAAGCUCAACGAACUCACCUAUUUGAGCUUAUCCAACAAUUUCAUCACAGGCGAUUUCCCUCAGUGGAUCGGAGAAAUGAGCAGCCUCGAACACGUGGAUUUGUCCGGCAACGCCCUCACCAGCUCCCUUCCUUCAUCAAUAGGAGACUUGAAAUCAAUAAAAUUUCUGAAUCUAGGCUAUAAUAAGUUGUUCGGAGCUAUUCCGAGCUCUCUGGGAAACUGCUGGAGUUUAUGUGUGGUCCGAUUGGGCGGAAACGCCUUCAAUGGCAGCAUACCUAAUAGUUUGUUCGACAUGAAAUUGGAGGAACUGGAUCUUUCUAGAAACGAGGUGGCGGGGUUCCUCCCUCCUCCGUCCAGCAAGCUUUACGAGAAUCUUCAAGUACUGGAUCUGUCAGGGAACAAUCUCGUGGGAGACAUUCCAGCAGAAAUGGGGUUACUGAGCAAGCUGAGAUACCUUAACUUGUCUUGGAACCAUCUAGAAUCCAGAAUGCCGCCGGAGCUCGGCUACUUCCAGAAUCUCACCGUCUUAGAUCUCCGAAACAACGGUCUGAUCGGAUCCAUUCCAGGCGAUAUAUGCGAUUCUGGCAGCCUAGCCAUCCUUCAGCUCGAUGAAAAUUCAUUUGCAGGCCCCAUUCCUGAUCAAAUCGGCAACUGCUCCUCGCUCUACUUGCUGAGCUUAUCUCACAACAGUUUGAGCGGCAAUAUACCAGAAUCAGUAUCAUUGUUGAGCAAGCUGAAGAUUCUAAAACUGGAGGAGAAUGAGUUGAGCGGGGAGAUACCUCAGCAACUGGGAAGACUAGAGAAUCUCCUCAUCGCAAACAUCUCCCACAACAGGCUAGUCGGCCGGCUACCGGCCGGAGGCAUCUUCCAGACGCUAGACGCGACGUCAAUUGAGGGCAACCCCGGCAUAUGCUCGCCGCUGGUGAAGUCUCCAUGCGUGAUGAAUGUCCCCAAGCCUCUGGUUCUCGAUCCCUACGCCUACGGGAACCAACCCGGAGCCCUAAACCGGCCCGACCGGUCCAACCCCAAGCGCCAGCGCCGCACCUUCCUCAGCGUCUCGGCCAUUGUCGCGAUAUCAGCUGCCGCAUUCAUCGCCGUGGGAGUGCUGGUGAUAAGCCUGCUCAACGCGUCGGCCAGGCGGAGGAUCGCCUUCAUCGACAACGCGCUGGAGAGCAUGUGCUCCAGCUCCACCAGGUCCGGCAAUUUGGCUGCAGGGAAACUGGUUCUGUUCGACUCGAAAUCUGUCGCGGAUUGGCAUAGUAAUACAGAUCUCGAUUCGAUUUUAAGCAAGGCGGCGCAGAUUGGGGAGGGAGUGUUUGGAAGCGUGUACAAGGCCACGACGGUGGCGGGGGAAGGCACGGCGGUGGCUAUCAAGAGGCUGUUGACGGCUAAUACUCUGCAGUAUCACGAAGAAUUCGAUCGCGAAGUCCGGAUUUUGGGGAAGGCGAGGCAUCCUAACCUAAUCCCGCUGCGAGGAUACUACUGGACUCCUCAGCUUCAGCUUCUGGUGUCGGACUACGCCGCUCAAGGAAGCUUACAGGCUCGGCUGCACGAGCCUGGCUCGGAGGCUCUAACCUGGCCUGAAAGGUUCAGGAUCGUGGUGGGGACAGCGAAGGGGCUGGCGCACCUGCACCACUCAUUCCGGCCACCUAUCAUUCACUACAAUCUAAAGCCGAGCAAUGUGUUGCUGGACGAGAAUCUGAACCCGAAGAUAUCGGAUUUCGGGCUGGCGAGGCUGCUGACGAAGCUGGACAGGCACGUGGCGAGCAACAGGUUCCAGAGCGCGGUAGGGUACGUGGCUCCGGAGCUGGCGUGCCAGAGCCUGAGGGUGAAUGAGAAGUGCGAUGUUUAUGGGUUCGGGGUGAUGAUUCUGGAGGUGGUGACGAGGCGGAGGGCGGUGGAGUACGGGGAGGACAAUGUGGUGAUACUGAGUGAUCAUGUGAGGGUGGCGCUCGAGCAAGGGAACGUGCUCGACUGCGUCGACCCCACCAUGGGGGACUAUCCGGAGGAGGAGGUGCUGCCGCUGCUCAAGCUCGCCCUCGUCUGCACUUCGCACAUACCUUCCACCAGGCCCUCCAUGGCCGAGGUCGUGCAGAUUUUGCAGGUCAUCAAGACUCCGCUUCCCAACAGAAUGCAACCUUAUUGAUCUUCUUCAUUCAUCAUCAACAUGUACUCUACUCUACAACCAGAGCAAGCACCACCAUUUUUAUAUCAUGACUUGCACUUUCACUUUACUCUGUUUUUUCUCGAAUUCAUCAAUACCCAUCAUUCUUGUUUUUUA